CCGAUGGGAUGCAUCUACCGGUGGGUUCCGUGGGUUGCGGGGAGAAUUACGCCACCGUUGGAUCCCACGAAGGCGCCGGUCCGUGCGGCCCCUCACUGGCGCCUCUUCAGGGGGUAAACACCAGGUACCAGCAGGCCGACGACGCCGACGCCGGGGGAGGUGGUGGCGAAAUGAGCGAGGGUGCCGCCGUCGGCGAGCUUUGGUGGACCGAAAGACUCGUCGGCGAGGCACAAGCUGAACAUCCUGGUGAAUUAGUUCGAACAGGAUCACCAUAUUUUCUCUGCAGUCAAUUGCCAACACAUUGGAGAUCCAACAAAACGCUUCCAGUUGCGUUCAAAGUUGUCGCUCUGGGCGAAGUCGUCGAUGGAACAUUGGUGACAGUACGAGCGGGUAAUGAUGAAAACUGUUGCGCCGAACUAAGGAAUUCCACCACGUUGAUGAAGAACCAAGUCGCCAAAUUCAACGAUUUAAGGUUCGUCGGAAGAAGUGGUAGGGGGAAGAGCUUCAGCAUCACCAUCACGGUGUCGACGACGCCUCCCCAAGUGGCCACGUACACGAGAGCCAUCAAGGUGACCGUGGACGGACCCAGAGAGCCCCGAUCCAAAACGAGGCAGACUCACAUCCCCGGAUUGGCGCGGGUUCCCGCGCUUCCCCGUGUUCCCGGCUUGACCCGAGGGACUUUCCCCGACGCGCCAAGCCCGUUCACUCCCUACCUUCGGGACUCGGAGCCGUACAGGAGGAAUAAGCAUCACGUCGGCAACAACGUCACCGCGAAUUCGGUUAGCGGUGCCUGCACCAACCCCAACAACACCGACCCGACCGCAUCGCCUGCUUCGAGCGCGCACCUCGGGCCAAACAGCGGCUCCUCGGCUCAUCAGGAUUGCUACAAGCACAGCCCUCAGCACGGUGACACGGGUACGGCAGGCAGCGCGGAAUGGACUUAUCCGUCGGCGGCGCCGUCUUAUCCGGCUCCUCCGGUAAGCAGCGGCGGCUCGUUUUCACCGAUUCCUGGAGGGGCGUUCUCGUAUCCAGGUGAAGCCCUUUCUCAUCACCCGACCACGGAGCCGGUACCAUUGCCAACUGUUCUGCCGUCGGACACCAGCCAACAGGACACGUACACGCCGAACUGCGUGUCCAUGUAUCCGAGCCACGGCGCCUCGUCGACCUCGUUGCCCUUGGUUCCCGCGAAGUCGAGCGACCCUGACAUCUUCGCGGGGGGCGGGACAGGGAGCGGAAGCCCGGGGAGCUACCACUACGGUUCCUGGACCUCGGGCCCGGCUACGCCUGUCCCCGUCGCCUCGCACAACUACAACCCGAAUUACCAGGGCUACUACAACAAUCCAAGCCAGAACUACAUCAGCCCUGCCCCCAUGGUCCUCUACCCCCAGUUGUACAGCACGGUGAACCAGAACCAGAUCCACCUGCACCUGCACGGGGACCUGAGCGAGGAGCAGGUGACCAUUGCCGGUAGCAAUCUGACCAUAAGCAGCAACAGGCUGGAGAUCGGCGUGAUGGGCGAGGAGAACGAGCAGAGGAACGACGUUUGGAGACCUUACUGAGCUCACCUCGCUUCCACCGUGGCGUGGAAACACCGCCGCUUUCUCACUUUGCCAGUGCGAGUUUUGGACCAAGGGCGGAACC
Apis laboriosa (Himalayan honeybee) is the source of this 1641-nucleotide messenger RNA. RefSeq names its product protein lozenge-like. Gene Ontology annotation, biological process: regulation of DNA-templated transcription. Bases 9 to 1559 code for a protein of 516 amino acids. Gene Ontology annotation, molecular function: RNA polymerase II cis-regulatory region sequence-specific DNA binding; ATP binding; DNA-binding transcription factor activity, RNA polymerase II-specific. Gene Ontology annotation, cellular component: nucleus. The transcript is spliced from 6 exons. NCBI's taxonomy places the organism in Eukaryota, Metazoa, Arthropoda, Insecta, Hymenoptera, Apidae. The record is from RefSeq and is a predicted model, not a curated record.